CUAACCUUUACCUAUGUCUGGCCCUCAUCCUCCCUCAGCAUCUUGUUACUGGUCGCCGAUAUUUAGCUAUUUAUGCCCCGCCCCUCGUUACCUAUUCUAUCCCGCUUAUAACCUACAACCACGGCAUUAUUGCCCUCCUCUCUAAUUCAUUCCUGCUUUAGUCUUAGCUUUGUACCUUGUCCGUCACCUUAAAGUCACCUAUCAUAACCCCGCCCUAAUUAACCCACAAGCCCUUGUAAUACCCCCACUUUUGCUUCUUAUCGUUAACAUUGCUUUGUGCGGUAAAAUCUCAGUGUGGUUGCAGAGUAAUUUCCUUACUACAGGGACAUGCUGGGCAGGAGGCCUUUCUAGGAAAGCCAGUGAGGAACAUGAGUUUGGUGUUCUCCCAAUAUGAUAUAGCAUUGGAAGACUAGGCAACAACGGAUGCAGUGGUCAACGUAGGGAACGUUGGUCUUGUUGACCUUCCAGCUGCCGAAUUUGUUGCUUUUCUUCUUCUGCCUAAUCUGUUAUGUUUCUUGAGGAAGCCAGGAAAAUGUUCACCAUCCCUGCACCCCUGAGUGACCCUGUAUUGCUAUCAGGCUUCAUGGUACCCAUAAGUACAGGAGUGUUGUGGGCCCUAUACAAGUAUUGUUCUUGGACUGAUUUUCUGGCUUGGACCCUUGACAAGUACCAUUCUUGGACCAUACAUAGGAGUAGUGUAGAUAUGAACAUAUUACGGGACCUCCACAAAUCUGUGCUAUUCAAUUCUGUGCAUGGAAAACCAGAAAGCGUGAUGCUUGUCUAUAAGGCACAUGCUCCGCUCCGUUCUCACAUGUGCAGCCUUUUGUUUUAUCCUGAUCAAGAUCUUUUUCUAGCUGAAGUGGUGACACAGAUACGGCCCCAGACCUCUCUAACACUGGGCACACAGUUUGGUUAUUCUGCUAUUCGUCUCUUAUCCCUUCUGCCUUCCAGUAGCAAAUUAUAUGCAGUGGAGCAAGACAAGAAUGUAGCAGAAUUGGUUGAAGAGCUGAUCCUAAUGUCUGGUUUCAAACACACUCAGUUUCAUUUAUUGACUCGGCAUCCUACUGACGCAAUUCUGGCCUUGAUUAAUGAUUUUGGUUUCAUGAAGAUAGAUUUAAUCCUGAUGGAUCAUCAGCCCUUCCACUACCUUGAGAAUUUGCGAAUUAUGGAAGAGACAGGAGUUUUGCACUCUGGGACAAUAAUCCUUGCCAACCAUAUAAAUGAUGCAACAGCCAAAAAGUUUAUGAAGCAUAUUGAGAGUGAUAAGCAUUACAGAAUUAUUAGCACCUUCAAAGAUCUACUAAAAAUUGAAUUUGUAGGUCCAUGUUUGUCAUAGUUAUGCUUAGAAUUAAUAUAAAGGAAAUCUGCUAAAAUAGUAGAUUGUGGGCUUUAAAUAAAGAGUUUUCGUUUAAUACA
Messenger RNA from Bombina bombina (fire-bellied toad), 1416 nucleotides. RefSeq names its product transmembrane O-methyltransferase homolog. Bases 509 to 1336 code for a protein of 275 amino acids. The record is from RefSeq and is a predicted model, not a curated record. The transcript has 5 exons. Gene Ontology annotation, biological process: developmental process; catecholamine catabolic process; dopamine metabolic process. Gene Ontology annotation, molecular function: catechol O-methyltransferase activity. Lineage: Eukaryota; Metazoa; Chordata; Amphibia; Anura; Bombinatoridae.